Molecule: messenger RNA, 3383 nt
Organism: Podospora pseudocomata
Lineage: Eukaryota; Fungi; Ascomycota; Sordariomycetes; Sordariales; Podosporaceae
Exons: 3
Coding region: 591-3383 (930 amino acids)
Biological process (GO): spindle elongation; microtubule-based movement; mitotic spindle organization
Cellular component (GO): microtubule associated complex
Molecular function (GO): microtubule binding; microtubule motor activity; ATP binding
Source: RefSeq, a predicted model, not a curated record
AACACGCCCCAAGACCGUGAACCAUUAGCGCGUCAUUCAGCCUCGAGUUUGUCAUCCAUCCAUCUGUCCAGUGGUGACUCGCCUCGGCCUUCUCUCCCCCUCCUCUGCCCCUGACCGCCUUGACAUACCCCACCGGUCCCUGACGUUCUUCUAGAACUUUGAACUACCUAACAGCAGAACUCAGAUAACCCUCGUUUCAGGAUCACUGCCCACUCUCGCCUUCACCAGACGAUACGACGACGACGUCCGGUAUUGCUUUUCUAGCGGACCGCAUCCUGUCAUCUCUGAUUUGCCGAUCUGGGACCCGACCACCACUAGCAACCCACACCACACACGUUCACUUCGCAGUCCCAGGCACCAGACGACGACCUGACUUUCCACAAACAACAACAACAACAACUACAACAACCAAAACUACCGUCGACAACUCUUGAAGAAACGUAGCCACACAGACGCUCGCUUCUGCCGAUAUCGCCGCCCUCGCCGCCGCUUUUUUUUUUUUUUUUUUUUUUUAACUUUUUCAACACCCGCAUCUGCUUUUCCUUCCAUGAACUUGCGCUUCCCGGGAGCGCGGGAAGCGGACUGCCAUCAUGUCGAACGCAAAUAGCAUCAAGGUCGUGGCUCGGUUUCGCCCGCAAAAUCGGGUAGAAAUCGAGUCUGGCGGUCAGCCCAUUGUCACCUUUCAAGGCCCAGACACCUGCACUGUCGAUUCCAAGGAAGCGCAGGGCUCCUUCACGUUUGACCGUGUCUUUGAUAUGUCAUGCAAGCAAUCAGACAUUUUCGACUUUUCCAUCAAGCCCACCGUCGACGAUAUCCUCAACGGUUACAAUGGUACCGUCUUCGCCUAUGGUCAGACCGGUGCCGGUAAAUCGUACACCAUGAUGGGUACCAACAUCGACGACGAAAGUGGAAAGGGUGUGAUUCCAAGAAUCAUCGAGCAGAUUUUCUCCCAGAUCAUGUCGAGCCCGGCCAAUAUCGAGUAUACAGUGCGCGUCAGCUACAUGGAGAUCUACAUGGAGCGCAUCCGCGAUCUGUUGCAGCCACAAAACGACAACCUACCAGUCCACGAGGAGAAGAGCAGGGGUGUCUACGUCAAGGGGCUGCUGGAGAUUUACGUAUCGAGUGUGCAGGAAGUCUUCGAAGUGAUGAGGAGAGGCGGCAACGCCAGAGCUGUCGCGGCGACCAACAUGAACCAGGAGUCUUCUCGAUCGCAUUCCAUCUUCGUCGUCACCAUCACCCAAAAGAAUGUCGAAACCGGCUCGGCCAAGAGUGGUCAGCUCUUCUUGGUCGAUUUGGCCGGUAGUGAAAAGGUUGGCAAGACGGGCGCCAGCGGACAAACGCUGGAGGAAGCCAAAAAGAUCAACAAGAGUUUGAGUGCCCUCGGCAUGGUCAUCAACGCCCUGACGGACGGCAAAUCAUCACACGUUCCCUACAGAGACUCAAAACUCACCCGUAUUCUACAGGAAUCUCUGGGUGGUAACAGUCGGACGACCCUCAUUAUCAACUGCUCCCCUUCCAGUUACAACGAUGCCGAGACACUCAGCACGCUCCGUUUCGGCAUGCGCGCCAAAUCCAUCAAAAACAAGGCCAAGGUCAACGCCGAGCUCAGCCCUGCCGAACUCAAGCAAAUGGUGGCCAAGGCCAAGAACCAAAUCACAACCUUUGAGAAUUACAUUGCCGACCUGCAGAGCGAAGUUCAGUUAUGGCGUGCCGGCGACGCCGUGCCAAAGGAGAGGUGGGUCCCACCCCUUUUGGAAGACAGAGUAUCAGGCACAAAGGCAGACUCAAGGCCGGCCCGGCCCGCAACGCCUUCCCGAUUACUGGAGCGUACCGGCGCUGAAACGCCUUCUGCUGCCGAGAGAUCUGGGACACCAAGCCUCCCUCUGGACAAGGAUGAACGAGAAGAGUUCUUGCGCCGGGAGAAUGAGCUCCAGGACCAGCUUGCCGAAAAGGAGACACAUGCUGCCGCCAUUGGGAGACAACUCCGUGAGACAAAGGAGGAGCUUGCCAUCAUCAAGGAGCACGAUGGAAAGCUCGGAAAGGAAAACGAAAGGUUGAUCAGCGAGUCUAACGAGUUCAAGAUGCAGCUGGAAAGGUUAGCAUUCGAGAACAAGGAGGCUCAGAUCACCAUGGACGGGCUCAAGGAUGCCAACUCGGAGCUUACCGCCGAGCUGGACGAGCUCAAGCAGCAGAUGCUUGACAUGAAGAUGAGCGCCAAAGAGACCAGUGCCGUCCUGGAUGAGAAGGAGAAGAAGAAGGCGGAGAAGAUGGCCAAGAUGCUUGCCGGCUUCGAUCUCAGCGGGGAUGUGUUUAGCGACAACGAGCGAUCCGUCGCCGAUGCAAUCGCGCAACUAGACGCCCUCUUCGAGAUUGCCUCGAGUGGCGACCCUGUCCCCCCUGACGACCUCAAGGCCCUCAGGGAGAAGCUCUUGGAGGUGCAGGGUUUCGUACGACAGGCCGAGCUGUCUAGCUUCAGUGCUGCCUCCACCGAGGCCGAAGUGCAAAAGAGACAGGAGCUGGAGGCCAAGCUGACUGCUCUCCAACAAGAGCACGAGGACAUCCUGUCCAGGAACCUGGAUGAGGCCGACAAGGAGGAGGUUAAGGCCCUUCUCGCCAAGACGCUGUCCGACAAGUCCAGCACACAAGCCGAGCUCGUCGAGGGUCUCCGGACCGACCUCAACGUCCGCGUGGCAGAGAACGAGAAGCUCAAGGCUCUCGUUGAUGACCUCCAACGCCGGGUCAAGUCCAACGGGGCGGUGCCCAUGGCCAACGGCAAGACGGUGCAGCAGCAGCUGGCUGAGUUUGACGUGAUGAAGAAGAGUCUCAUGCGCGACCUCCAGAACCGGUGCGAGCGCGUGGUGGAGCUCGAAAUCUCCUUGGAUGAGACUCGCGAGCAGUACAACAAUGUGCUCCGGAGCAGCAACAACCGGGCACAGCAGAAGAAGAUGGCGUUUCUGGAGCGCAACCUGGAGCAGCUCACGCAGGUGCAGAGGCAGCUGGUGGAGCAGAACUCGGCGCUGAAGAAGGAGGUGGCGAUUGCGGAGCGCAAGCUGAUUGCGCGCAACGAGAGGAUCCAGAGCUUGGAGAGCUUGCUGCAGGAGAGCCAGGAGAAGAUGGCGCAGGCGAACCACAAAUUCGAGGUGCAGCUCGCCGCCGUCAAAGACCGGCUCGAGGCGGCGAAGGCCGGAAGCACAAGGGGGCUGGGUUCGCCGACUGGCCUCGGUGGCUUCAACAUUGGCAGCCGAAUCGCCAAGCCGCUUCGUGGCGGAGGUGACAACAAUACUACGACGACUGUUUCUAGUAAUCCUACGAUUGCCAGCUUGCAGCAGCAGAAUGCUCCGGUUGAGAAUAAGAGGUCGAGCUGGUUUUUUAACAAGUCGUAG